GGGAGAUGUGGAUAUAUAGUAGGGAGGUCAAGGUGCAUGAGUUAAACGGGAAAAUGAACAGCUGCCCAUCAUCCACAACCUUGCAAUUAACCUGAGCACCAGUCCGAAAGUGCGCAGAACGGCAGCCAGAAUUGGCCCCGUUGGUGAUUUGGCACCAUGGCAUCUACAGCCUCCUCUUCCUUAGAGGUCCAGUCCUCCGCGCAGGCUGCUGUCUUUGUGCCGUCGCAGCCCAUAAAUCCUGCUGAGUCGGUUCAGGUACGCGGGCCCGACUUCAACGCCCCCCAGACGCUCGAUUCUUUACUCGCUUCCUUCAGCAGCGUCGGCUUCCAAGCGACCGAGCUCGGGAAAGCCAUCGAGCUCGUACGAGAGAUGCAGAGCUGGCGAUUGGCCCAUGAGCCGGUGCAGCCAGAGACCGAACCGGACGAACAUCUGGACCCCGUCACCCGCAGCAAUUACAAAUGUCGCAUCUUUCUGGGCUACACGUCAAAUCUCAUCUCCUCCGGCUUGCGCGACGUGAUUCGCUACCUGGUCCAGCAUAAGCACGUCUCCGCCAUCGUCACCACCGCCGGAGGCGUUGAGGAGGAUAUUAUCAAGUGCCUAGGACCCACCUACCUCGGAAACUUUGCUGCACCCGGCGCAGACUUGCGCAAGCGAGGUUUGAACCGAAUAGGAAACCUGAUCGUGCCCAACGACAAUUACUGCAAGUUCGAAGACUGGCUCAUGCCCAUCCUUGACAAGAUGCGCGACGAGCAGGGUGACCACGUGGAUAAUGUCUGGACACCCAGCGCCAUAUGCCGGCGACUAGGGCAAGAGAUCGAUGACGAAUCGAGCGUGCUCUAUUGGGCAGCUAAGAAUGCUAUUCCAGUCUUUUGCCCUGCCUUGACCGACGGCUCACUAGGCGACAUGCUUUACUUUCACUCGUACAAGAAUCCAGGGCUCGUGGUCGAUCUGGUCAAGGACAUUCGAAAGCUGAAUGAUCUAAGCGUGAAGGCCAGAAAAGCCGGGAUCAUUAUUCUCGGUGGCGGCGUGUGCAAGCACCAAAUAGCCAAUGCCAUGCUCUUUAGAAAUGGCGCAGACUAUGCAGUCUUUAUCAACACCGGACAGGAAUUCGAUGGUUCUGACAGCGGUGCACGUCCUGAUGAAGCAGUGAGCUGGGGAAAGAUCAAGAGUGCUGAACGAGGAGGCAAGUGUAUCAAGGUCUCUUGCGAUGCUUCCAUAGCUUUCCCAUUAUUAGUAGCCGCUACAUUUGCAAACGCUCAAAGCAAUGCAAAAUGAAAGCCAGAAACAAAUGACUUAAGGGCAUUCGCAGAUGGGGUUUAGAGCUACAUGCAUCGUCUAGCGAUUUUCUUUGCGCAUUCAUUGCUGCUGGGGUUGCGGUGGAGGCGGAUACUGAUACAUCGCGUACGGCGCCGGCGCAUAUUGUCCAUAGAUGGGCACACUCGAUAGUCCGCCUGGCACGCCAAGUGGCGGCUGCUGGAACGGCGCACCCUGUUGCUGCUGCUGCGACUGCUGCUGCUGUGACGGUGGCGGCUGCUGGGCGUAGUGUGUAUAUCCCGUCGGUACUGUUGGCGGUGGCGCUGCAUGAUAAGCAGGGUGAGGAUACGCUCCCGCUGGAAGUGGCUGUGCUCCCGUUCCUCCCAGGGGGUCGUAUGGAUGCGCUCCGUGCGGCGGCAGCGGCGCUCCCGG
This is a messenger RNA of Tilletiaria anomala UBC 951, 1686 nucleotides long. Its product is annotated as putative deoxyhypusine synthase. The transcript is spliced from 4 exons. The coding region runs from base 157 to 1275 and encodes 372 amino acids. Gene Ontology annotation, cellular component: cytoplasm. Gene Ontology annotation, biological process: peptidyl-hypusine biosynthetic process. NCBI's taxonomy places the organism in Eukaryota, Fungi, Basidiomycota, Exobasidiomycetes, Georgefischeriales, Tilletiariaceae. The record is from RefSeq and is a predicted model, not a curated record. Gene Ontology annotation, molecular function: deoxyhypusine synthase activity.